Molecule: messenger RNA, 484 nt
Organism: Cheilinus undulatus (humphead wrasse)
Lineage: Eukaryota; Metazoa; Chordata; Actinopteri; Labriformes; Labridae
Product: histone H2B type 1-O-like
Exons: 1
Coding region: 1-369 (122 amino acids)
Cellular component (GO): nucleosome
Molecular function (GO): DNA binding; structural constituent of chromatin; protein heterodimerization activity
Source: RefSeq, a predicted model, not a curated record
AUGCCUGAUACAGUGAAAGCACCGAAGAAGGGCUCCAAGAAAGCCGUCUCUAAAGCCACCAAGAGCGGCAAGAAGAGGAAGAGGAGCAGGAAGGAGAGCUACGCCAUCUACGUGUACAAGGUCCUGAAGCAGGUCCACCCUGACACCGGGAUCUCCUCUAAGGCCAUGGGCAUCAUGAACUCGUUUGUGAGUGACAUCUUUGAGCGCAUCGCCGGGGAGGCCUCCCGUCUGGCUCACUACAACAAGCGCUCCACCAUCACCUCCAGGGAGAUCCAGACCGCCGUCCGCCUGCUGCUGCCCGGAGAGCUGGCCAAGCACGCCGUGUCUGAGGGCACCAAGGCCGUCACCAAGUACACCAGCUCCAAGUAAACCUGCUCUCAGUCUGGAAACCCAACCAAAAGUCCUUUUCAGGACCACCCACCAUUUACAAGAGCUCAAUCUCUCCAACUGCAUUAGCUGAUGAACAAUGAAAGGUUUUUCUUUA